AUGGCGGGUGAAGCCAAUGAUUUGUUGUUGCGCUUGGAAGCCUUCAGUUGCUAUCUCUUGCUGCUGCAUUUGGAGUUUCUGGGGUUCGCUGCUCAGGAACUUGAGAAGUGCCAGAUCCGGGACAAGCACAAGGACACCCAGGGCUUGCCGAAAGUGCCGGAGCAGCACUUGACGUCCAUAGACCUUGCUCUUCGGGACUUCUAUGCUGGGCACACGACGUCGUCGUCGUCCUGGCGCCAAUCUGCGGCGCAGCUGGGCGGACGUGACGUGACCAUUUGCAGGUGGCUCAUCGACCGAUACCUGCGCGAAGCCGAUGAAGCCGAUGGCGAUGCAACGACUCCGGAGCGCUGGGAGGAGGUCAGAUCCAUGGUGGCGUCUUGUGCAUCCAGGAUGCUGGCAGAGUGCCAACAUGAGGCCAUCUAUACGAGCAGUGCUGCGGAACGCCUGUUGCAACAACUGGGGCAUGUGGCAUCAGUAGACCCGGGCAAGUCUGGAAGCGACACUCAGGUGGCGGCGUUGCAGCUCCUCUCACGGCUGCGGCGCUACGGAAACCGCUCCGCACAUGAGGCAGCGCAAGGCUAUCAGAUGCAAUUCCGUGCAGCUGCUCGCCAUGCCAAAGAGAACGGCCUGGAAUCUGGCCUCCAGUUGGCGAAGACCUUGAUCCAUUGGUCGGCACCUCCCAUCAUUGCAGGCAGCCGCGCCGCCACCCAACUGGGCCGUGGCAUGACCGUGGCGCUGAAGGCCUGCAGUUCCAAGGGCGAAACAGAGAAGAUGGGCCUGGACCUUGAAGUGCUCGUGCCAUGGUUGCGUGAUGCUGGAUGUCCUUUACCAGGCCCAGCUGCGCAAAAGCUGGCAACGCAACUGGCCGAGGAUUUUGGUCUCUUAGGUCAAAGCAUUACAGCUCACCCACAGAAGAGGCCGCGGCCUUGGCGCUUGACUGCUCCUGCUGGUGUUUGGCCGCUGGUCACUGCGCUGCAAGCCAUUGGCAGCCGGAUUCCGCGCAGUAACAGCUGGCAGGCGAAGUUGCAGGAGACUGCCAAGCGUCGCCUGGCCAAACGCCGACCGGCGCAGCAGCCGGUUCCGCCGGUUCCGCCUGCGGCCACGGCGGCCACGGUGACGUGGCUGGCGCCGUUGGAAAAGAAGAGUCCAGAAGCUACAGUCAAGCGGAAGAGAGACGAAAAGCCCAGGUCCACCGCGCCCCGGGUGCAAGUUCCGCAAGCGCCUCAAGCUGCGCCUGCCAAGCGCAAAUGGCAGCUAAAGGAUGAGUGA
Cladocopium goreaui is the source of this 1269-nucleotide messenger RNA. The record is from the annotation of a GenBank genome assembly. Lineage: Eukaryota; Dinophyceae; Suessiales; Symbiodiniaceae.